Cuscuta campestris is the source of this 1223-nucleotide messenger RNA. The record is from the annotation of a GenBank genome assembly. NCBI's taxonomy places the organism in Eukaryota, Viridiplantae, Streptophyta, Magnoliopsida, Solanales, Convolvulaceae.
CGAACAAUGCCGGAGUCUACCACAAUCUUUAUGCUAGUAAAGAUUAUAGUAGUAUAAAAUAUAAAGAUUAAAAUUGGGAUAAUAAUAAUCUUGUAUAUUUCUAUAGAAAAUAUUUCUAAUAAUAUUUAGAAAAUAUUAUAGAUAUUUUCUAUACACAAAAUGAUAUUAAUGGAACCAAACUAAUAUAUUUCUCUCUCUUAAAUGAUGUCUAGUAACAACCAUAACCUCACUCUUCGCUCGAUUCUCGGCAAAGAUAAGUUGACCGGCUCUAACUUCUUAGACUGGCAAAGAAACCUCGUUAUCGUUCUUCGACUUGAGAAGAAAGAAUAUGUGCUCGAACAAACCAUCCCACCUAUCCCGGCCACCAAUGCUUCUAGAGCAAUCAAGGAUACUUAUGAGAAGCACGUUGAUGAUGACAAUGAGGUGGCAUGUCUCAUGUUGGCUACGAUGACUUCUGACCUUCAGAAACAUCACGAGAGUCGAGAUUGUAAGUUGACAGUUGGAAACCCUGUUGGUCCGCAUGUUCUCAAAAUAAUUGGCUACGUCCAAACUCUUGAGAAGUUGAGCUUCGAACUCAAGACUGAACUUGCAACUGAUCUGAUUCUGCAAUCAUUGCCUGAGUUGUACAAGCAGUUUGUGGUUAAUUACGAGAUGCAUGAACUCGAUAAACCACUGCAAGAACUUUUGAAGAUGCUGCAAACUGCUGAAGAGAGCUUAAAGAAAGGAAAGGGGAAUUUUGUCCUUCUAGUUCAAGAAGGAAAAGGCAAGAAGAAGUUCAAGAAGGCAAAGAAGAGUGGACCUAAAGACAAGGUUAACACCGAUCCAAAGUCCAAUUCUUCUAAGCUCCAGCCUAAAGGUGGAGCGGUUAAAGAUUCCAUUUGUCAUCACUGUGGUGAAGUUGUAUCUUGAUUUUAGGGAUGUUUGAGCUGUGCCAAAUGUAUUUGCAGGAUAAUAGGUUUGUCCCACUUUCUUGAACCAUGUUGAAGGCACUCUUGAGACUAAAGUUUCCUCCUUCCCAAAGUAAACCUGAAUUAGUAGUGGUGGUAUGGGAUGUUGCGAGAACAUUAGAUCUGCAAAUCCUUUUCCAUGUUGGAGAGUCAGUGAUCCUUUCCUUAAUGAUUCAUGUUUUCAUAUAUCUGGCUCUCACAUAGGUCCCCCAUAUCCCAAUGUCAUUUCUUGCCUUCGACCAAAGUUUAAGGGUUUAUGCUUGCUGUAGGUCCUUU